UAGCGGCAGGUAUUGUGCACACCAGGGCAUUUAUAGCACGGCAAGUACACCAAGUAACGGGUCCGAUUUAAACUUAGACUUUAUUCUCUGUGCUUUCUGCAAACAAGUUAUCCAAGAGCCAUCCAAGCAGGACUCGACAAAAUGUUUUGGCCGGGAGGAGAGUAACCCAUCGUCGAUUUUGGCUGCUGCGUGUUGUCAAACUGUGCUGCAGCCAGGGAGCCACAUUUCAGAUUUUGUUGUGGUUGGCAACACUGAAACAGUUUUUUGAGUCGUUUUCAUGUGCGGAUGCCAUCAGUUUGUUUACAUGAGUUAAACCCACAGGAAACCGCUCUCCUGCGUGGAGGCGACGCUGCAGUGCAGUUUGGACUGUCUGCACAGUAGCUGUAAGGUACCAGUGACAGACGAAAGAUUUCCUGUUUCUUCCAUUAAGUUGCACUAGAUCAGUUUUCUUUGAUCUCCUCGGACUUGUGUAACAUGUUUACCCGGCCUUCAAGUCAAAACCCCCGCAAGACAUGGGAUCACCGGAGGCUUUACUGGAGUGGUGCCGCGUAAAGUGCGCAGAUUACCCCGAUGUGGAAAUAGAGGACAUGUCAAGCUCAUUCAGAGACGGACUUGCCUUUUGUGCCAUCAUUCACAAGCACCGACCUGACUUGAUAGAUUUCAGCUCCCUCUCCAAAGAUAAUGUUUAUCACAAUAACAGCCUGGCAUUUGAGGUUGCAGAGACAAAGCUGGGGAUUCCUGCCUUGCUGGACCCAAAGGACAUGGUCUCCAGCCGGGUGCCUGAUCGUCUGACUGUCAUCACUUACGUUUCACAGUACUACUACUUCUUCAACAAGGAGCCUCAUGCGAGUCCUGCCAGUUUGAGGUCAUCACAUGUGACAAGCCCAACCAGUCUCACAAAGAGCAAAACUUCUCUUGAUGAUCUGAAUCGCCCCAAGAUCUCAUCUGAUGAGCGGUCCAGGAGGGAAGAUCAUUUAUCCAGCAGCAAGACACACAGUAUCUGUGCUUUGUGCAGGGAACCGGUCCAUCUGGUACAGAGACAUCUGAUAGAUGGUCAAAUAUACCAUCGCAGCUGCUUCAGGUGCAAAGUGUGCAGGAGCACGCUCUUACCAGGGUCUUACAAACAGGGAAGUGAUGCCGGCUCCUUGAUCUGCACACACCACACAACAGACAGUAAAGACACCCGGGUUGACCUCAGCCAGCAAAUUGAAUCUACUGAGCAUCUGCCCAAAUUUAAGUGUCGGCAGACAGCCUUAUCUUUUGGUGGAUUCACCCAUCCCCCCUAUUACACUGAGAAAACAGAGUCACAAGACAAACGAGUGGAAACAGAGGGAAGGGACAGAAACACAAGGCAGGAGGUAAAAGGCAGAGAUACAGACUCAACUCUUGGAUCGAAGGGCAAAGUAAAGAGGCUGGUUCUACCUCAUCCUCCCCCACCCAGGUUUAAAGAAGGGGCGACUGAAGGAGCUGGAAAACCUGCACCCUCGCCCGCUCAAGCAGCCACCAAGUUACAGGAAGAUGAAACAAAAACCCAAGGGCCCUCUGGACUCCCUCCUGCAUCGCCAUGUGUAGCAGUUUCAGGAGGAAGUAAAGGACCGGUUCCAGCACCCAGACGCACGUUAGACUCCCCUGCAGCCCCCGUUCCUGCACCGAGGACCAAAAAACUUCAGAGAAUGAACAGCUCCUCUGCAACAGGGACUUCACCCAACCAAAGAAAACCUUCAGCCAGCUCUCCUCGCGUCACUAGCCCUACCAGUGGUGGCCAUAAAGUCAAAACUAAUCAUCCAUGGAUGGGCAUCGUCCAUCCCGGACCCUGGACACAGCUGCCUCCUGCUCCGGCCCCAACAACCCCUCCUCGAUCCAGCUCUGUCCCUGCCAUGCAAGGGCGCUGGCUCAGACGCAGGGUGCCUCCUCCAAAUCCAUUUGGAGACGAGAUGGAUGAUGAAACUGAGGCCAGUGCAAGUGAAAAGGUUACCAAGAUUGAAGCUGCAAAUCAAAUGAAACCCUCAAAGGCAACAAGCCGAUCAGAGAAUGAGGGUAAUCUGCCAAAUGAUUCAGGUGCCACACGUGCUCCAGUGACCUCAAGUGACAGUGGAAAUGCUGCAGCCAAAUCUAAACCCGAGGACAAAGCAAAGCCACCGGACAAACCGGAUCUAUCAAAGAAACCAGCUGUUAAAGAUCCUUCACCUCCCACAGUGGACUCAGAUCAGAGAGACAGAUCAGCUGCUUCCUCUAGGACUUGCAGUGGACGUGAAAGCAGUGAUGGAGGUGCUAAUAAACUUGAAGAACCAGGUGUAUCUGGUGCGCCUAGUGUGGCUAAAGACAAUUUAUCUGGUGCUGGAAGUAUUCUUGUUGUGUCUGAUUUAGCAGGGGCAACUAGUGUACCAAAUGAGCCUGGGGUCCCUGGCAAGGCAGGUCAGGCUAGUGGACUUGGGGCCCCACACAGAGCAGAGGCCGCCCCUGAACAUGAGGCACCUGAUCUGGCAGAGGCUUCCCGUACUGAAGCUAGAGGUGCAGACUUUGAGUUUGGUGCUGCUUAUUUAACAGAAGAGGAUGCUGCUGCUGGACUUUGUUUAGCGGACAUGACUAAAGCUGGUGCUGUGGGUGGUUUAGCAAUGGCAGCAGGGGGACCCACCACGUUUGAUGCAGCCCAAAGUCAUCCUCUCCCCACAAGUGUUUCUGUGCCAGUCCUUACCUCUCCCUCCCCUCAGCAUUCCUCCAUGCUCACUGAUCUGACAGAAGGAAAUGAAUCUGUACAGGUCUCACCAUCUCAAGCUAAGGCCUGCAGACAGAACCCUUUCGAUAAAAAACCUGUCAUGCCCAAAUCCAAGACCUUUCAAGCCCUCUCGUCCAGACGGGCCCCUGCCCCCGGAUAUGGCUUCCCUCUCGUCAAGAGGAAGGUGCAGACAGACCGGUGUCUUUCUGUAGACGACCUGCAGGCAGAAAUGGGCAAACUGGACAAACAUCUGGAGACACUCGAGCUAAGAGGGGUGGAGCUCGAGAGAAAUCUGAGACAGUGCAAAAACGAGAAGGAAGAGGAAGUGAUGCUCAUGGACUGGUUCUCUCUCAUCCAUGAGAAACAUGUGCUGGUGCGCAGAGACGUAGAGCUGGUUUAUCUGAAAAAGCAGCAGAGCUUAGAGGAGAGACAGGCAGACGUGGAGUACCAGCUCAGAUGUCUUCUCAAUAAACCAGAGGCUGAGUGGAGUCAGGAGGAUCGAGGCCGGGAGCAGCAGCUGAUGGACGAGCUGGUCACCAUCAUCGAGCAGAGGAACCAGAUCAUCAGCAGCUUGGACCAGGACAGGCAGAGGGAAAAGGAGGAAGAUUUGUUGUUGGAGACCAUGAUGAAGAGGAAAGACUUCCAGAAAGAGGGGCUCAAGGAGCUAAAAAAGUCCAAAGGAAAAUUCAAGCCCCUGAAAGUGUUUAAGAUGCUCAGCCACAAACCAGAGAGCACCAGAGAGUCCAAGGACAAAAAGAGCUGAACGUCUUUUUUGUCCGAUGGAGUCUUAAAGCCGAGCCACACCGACACAAAGACUGAAACAACAACCUCGCUUAACUGUGGAGCAGACACAAGCGCUUGCACUGUGUGGACAUGGUGGAUGAUCAUAAUUAAUCAAACUGCGUGCGCUCAUCUGAUGUUGAACAGCAGCUGAGCGGUGGGGAAAGGAUGAAAAAUUUUUUUCUUCAUGCAUUUUUGAGGUAGAACUUUUCAGUUAAUUAAUUUUAUAUGUUUUUCUUGCACACUUGAGCUGGAUUCCAGUUUUAUUUGAACAUGCACCUCAUUCAAAGUGCAUUUUUGAUGGAAAGAUAAUGUGUUUAAUGUGGCCAAUACUCUUGUUCUUUUUAUUAUUAUUAUUAUUAUUAUUAUGCUCUAAUGCAAGGGAUAACUUGUAUUACUUGAGAGAGGAUGAAAUAAAUACAGUAUUUAUCUAGAAAAC
This is a messenger RNA of Myripristis murdjan (pinecone soldierfish), 3935 nucleotides long. RefSeq names its product MICAL like 1b, duplicate 2 (gene micall1b.2). Bases 513 to 3479 code for a protein of 988 amino acids. The record is from RefSeq and is a predicted model, not a curated record. The transcript has 15 exons. Gene Ontology annotation, molecular function: protein binding. Lineage: Eukaryota; Metazoa; Chordata; Actinopteri; Holocentriformes; Holocentridae.